AUGAGUUCACUGCAAUCAUUUCGCGGGCCAGACACAAAGUGUUUCUACUUCAAGAUUCACAAGCUGAAACCGAUCUUUCACGGGAAUAAGGGUGAUAAGAUAAGUUUUAAUGUGUCAGAGCUUUUGACUUCGUUAGAAAUUUCUUUACCAAAUUUUUUAUUUUGGUCGCUUGAGGCUGAAGCAUGUGUGGGUGAUUCGUCUGAAAAGUGUGUUGUUUCUGACUUUCCACUACUUACUGAAGCUGUCAACACUAGGAAUUAUGGACUAGUCGCAAAGAUCUUGAUGGAACAGGACCCGUUCGAAGUUAGACGCAUAAAAAUGUUAGCGAACACUUCAAAGGCUGCUCCAAACCUAAUCGCUUCCCAGUCGUCGAGACGAAUGGUGGGAUGUAUAUGUGAACCUGAGGCCAAUUCUAUCAAUUGGUUAGAAUUAGACAAAGGUGAUCCAGUUCAGUGUUAUUGUGGGCAUUGGUUCCAGCUGGUUAAUUACGAAGACUAUUUCAACAUGACCAACUAA
Messenger RNA from Trichobilharzia regenti, 516 nucleotides. The record is from the annotation of a GenBank genome assembly. Lineage: Eukaryota; Metazoa; Platyhelminthes; Trematoda; Strigeidida; Schistosomatidae.